UCAGAAAGGUGUAGAUACUUUAUUUGUCCGAGAGAAUAUAAAGAAAAGAGAAUGGGUAUCCAAGAACUCGACCCGUUGGCCCAACUAAGUUUACCACCGGGCUUCCGGUUUUACCCGACGGACGAAGAGUUGAUGGUUGAAUAUCUAUGCAGAAAAGCCGCCGGUCAUGACUUCUCUCUCCAGCUCAUAGCCGAGAUCGAUCUUUAUAAGUUCGACGCGUGGGUCUUACCGAGUAAGGCGUUAUUCGGGGAAAAAGAAUGGUAUUUCUUCAGCCCGAGGGAUAGGAAGUAUCCUAACGGGUCGAGACCUAACCGGGUUGCCGGGUCAGGUUACUGGAAAGCCACCGGUACGGAUAAGGUUAUAUCGACUGCGGGAAGAAGAGUUGGGAUCAAGAAAGCUUUGGUGUUUUAUGUAGGAAAAGCACCAAAAGGCACCAAAACUAAUUGGAUCAUGCAUGAGUACCGUCUCAUCGAACCCUCCCGUAGAUAUGGAAGCACCAAGCUUGAUGAUUGGGUUUUAUGCCGAAUAUACAAGAAGCAAUCAAGCGCACAGAAACAGGUUUAUAGUAAUCCAAUGACAAGUGGAAGAGAAUACAGCAACAAUGAUUCGUCGACGUCAUCUUCCUCUCAUCAAUACAAUGAUGUUCUCGAGUCGUUACAUGAGAUCGAUAACAGAAGUUUGGGAUUUGCGGCCGGUUCAUCAAACGCACCUCCCCACCAUAGUCAUAGACCGAGCUUAAACGAACAGAAAACCGGGUUUCUUAAUUUAGCUAGGGAACCAAGCUUUGACUGGCCAAGCUAUGGUGGGCAUAACUCGGUCCCUGAACUUACACCGAGUCAUAAUGUUCCUCGUCUCCGUUACGGCGACGGUGGUGGUUAUUUUCAAAGUGUCAAGACAAAUGAAGAAGACAAUAAGACGCAGCAACAAGCUGAGGGUUUCAGUGCUGACCCGGUAAACGGAUUCGGGUACUCGGAUCAACAACAUGAUGCUUUCGGGUUUAUUUAAUUGUGUAACGGUGACAUAAGACGAUUUAUUUUUGUGUAUCAGUAUCAGAUUAAUUAAGUAAUAUAAUGUAGAAGAACUGUAAUUAUUUGGGGGGGGGGGGGGGGGGAGGGGGGGGGGGGUGUGGGUGGGGUGUUAGGCGUAGGUUCCGCUUGCAUAUCAUUUGUACUCAAAGAUACAAUUUUCCAACCUUCUGAUUUUUAUAAAACAGAUUACGAUAUUUGAUAAUUGGUCGACAAACAAUAACGAUAACACAAGAAACCGUGAUCGUUUCACUUCUUUUAUGCCAAAAAGUGGUGAUGGAUCGUUUCAUUAUAACUUAUCCAAGCUAUUUCAGCAACAAUAACAUAUUUUAGCGACGACAUCCGGGACACACAAAUUUGGGAGAUAUACGACAAAUCCUUAAUUAAUACUAACACUUAAAAAACUUUCUUCCUAUAAAUUUCAAGCGUUAUUCAUAAACAUAUAUAUAUCCAUGAACUAGUAACUAACAAACGAACAUGUAGAUGGGUAUCUUUCAUCGUUUGUUAUAAACGCCGUCAAAAUAAACAAUAGAUGAUUUGUUAUCUUUCGCUGACGCUAACAAUAGCUAGAGUACAUGACCAAAUUCAUAUCUUCAUCAGUGAUGAUGUCUAGCCUAAACCACUAGUAUAUCUCUUGUACUAGGAAAAAAAAAACUAUUUAUAUGACAUAAAACAAUUUAGCACGAGAUACUUGUGCAUAUAUUUAUGUACAAUGAAAUUUACCAAGAUGCAAUGUUUGAAGUAGUCAUGUACAGCUGUAGCCUGUAGGCCGUAAAGCUUAAAGCUAAUGUUCAAAAUUUGUUAGAUAAACUGUGUAUAUCGAAAUAGAUGUGUACUGUUAAAUGGGAAUAGGAUAGUGAUGGUAUCUUAAAGACCAAUUGAAAAAAAAAGAGACCAAUUGGAGUUUGGAGAUAAGAUCGGUCUGUUUGGAUUCUCCCGAAAUUGCACGUGUGGUUCAACGUGGGCAGCUUCUUUGACCAUCAUGGAAUAAUUUCUUUUCCUAAAAUAGUAACGGUUAACGCCGUACAAGUCUCAAACAAAAAGCAAUGCUUUUACUCGUCUACGCUGAUUUUCUUCUUCUUUUCUUGAAAAACAAAAUCUGGAAUCCCUAGGCGUAAACUAAAUUUAUGCAGAUUUUCUCAUUAUCAUGAUAAUUGAUAACUACAUUUUAUUAAUUUUUCUAAGUAAUCAAGUAAUUUAGUGAAAUAUGAAAAACAAAACCAAUCUACAUACAAAUAUCCAUUCAGUUCAAUUUUAUGGAGUACAUAGACUUUAAUUUUUUUUUUUGGAAAUGGAAAUUUUGAAGUUUUAAAGGGGCAAAAGGAUAAUUUUCUUAAAAGAAAUUGAGGUAUACACAUAUAAAAUUGAGCAAACUAAUUUUCUAAAGAUUGUGUAAUCCACAGAUAUAUAUCAUUUCUCAUUCAAAUGAAGUCGAAAGUAUACACUAGAAGAAAACACAGAACAUUUUGACGAACUUUUCUACGGCAGAGAAAUUCGUCGAAAAUUUCUGACGAAUUUCUGACCGAAUACCGACGAAAUGCAUAUUUUUCCAUUCGUCGGUAUUUCGUCGGAAAUGUCCGAUGAAACUCCGACAAAACAAACGUUGUCGGAAAUUUCGACGCAAUUCCGACCACAAUCCGAGGAAAAAAAAAAUAUGUUACGCAAUCUUUUUAGAUGUUUUGAAUUUUUCGUAUUGGUCGAAAUUUCGUCAGUAUACCGACGAAAUUCCAAUGAAAAUUAUUUAGCCGUUCGGUUUCUACGGAAUUCCGACGAAUCUUGACCGUUAAAACGUUUUGACGGAUUUUUGACGGUAUUCCGUCGAUUAUGUUGACAACUUUCCUUUAUAAAUACAUGCUCUCUCUCAUUCCCCUCAUUCCCCUCAUUCACACUUCAUUCUCUCUUCACUUUCUUUACUACAAAUCCAAAACAAAAAUAAAUCAUGUCUUAUGGAAAUUAUUAUCGUUCUUAGAUGGAUAAACUUCAUUUGGAUCCAAACACCAAGUUGCUUACAGAAGAAUACGCAGAAGGUGUUAGAAAAUUCAUGAGGCUUGUUCAACAACAACCGGAAGCAAAUACCGAUAUGUUAAGAUGUCUCUGCUCUUCCUGCAAUAAUAAUCAGAUUUUAAAGGAAUGGGAUAUUUGGACUCAUUUAUAUAUGAGAGGAUUUACACAGAAUUAUAAGGUUUGGUAUCUUUAUGGGGAAAAUGGUUAUGAAUAUGGUAAUACUAGCGAACCUCAGUCUGUUGAUAGGUUAGAAGAACCAAUAACGGAUGUAGAUUAUGGUGUAUGUACUGAGCAAAUGCUAAAUGAUCAUUAUAGAGGGAAAAAACCCAAUGCAGAAUCGAGGAGAUUUUUUGACAUGUUGAAUGCAGGAAAACAGCCUUUGUAUAAUGGUUGUAGAGAUGGUCAUUCACCCUUAUCAUCCGCAACUUGAUUGAUGGGCAUUAAGACAUUUUAUAAUUUGGUUAAAGAAUAUGUGGAUGCGAUUGCUGAUUUUGUUAAAGGUGUUCUCCCAGAGGAUAAUCUUGCACCGGAUUCAUACUACAAGAUUCAGAAACUUGUAGCGGGCCUUUGUUUACCGUAUCAGGUGAAAAAUGUUUGUAUCGAAAACGGUAUGAUCUACUUGAGAGCGGAUGAGAACAUAGAUAUAUGCAAGUUUUGUGGGAAACCUCGUUAUCAGAAUACGAGGGGAAGAGUUCCAGUGCCAUUCAAAAAGAUGAGGUAUUUGCCUUUGACGGAAAGAUUUAAGAGGUUGUAUCAGUUCGAACGCACAGCCCAACCAAUGAAAUGGCAUGCAGAGCACUCCACAGAUGGUCAAAUUAGACAUCCUUUAGAUGCAAAAGCUUGGAAACAUUUCCAAUCAACAUAUCUAGAAUUUGCCCAAGAGAAAAGAAAUGUUUAUCUUAGAUUAUGUACUGAUGGUUUCAGUCCAUUUAGAAAGCAUGGAAGACAAUAUUUUCUAUUGCCAGUGAUUGUGACACCGUACAACUUAUCACUGAAUUUGUGAAUGUGACGAGAGUUUUUAUUUCUCUCAAUACAUGUCCCUGGGCCAGAGCAUCCUAAGAGAUCAUUAGAUGUGUUUCUUCAGCCACUGAUAUAUGAAUUGCAACAACUAUGGGCACAUGGUGCUGAGACAUACGAUGUUUCGUGCAAAGAAAACAUUCAGAUGCGGACAGUACUUAUGUGGACAAUAAGUGAUUUUCCCGUAUAUGGUAUGUUAUUUGGAUGGACACACAUGGAAGGCUUUCAUGUCCAUACUGUCAAGAUAGCACAUAUGCUUUCCAACUAAAGUACGAAAGGAAAAUGUGUUGGUAUGACUGUCACAGGAGAUUUCUACCACCCGAUCAUCCAUAUCGUAGAAUUAGAACUUUGUUUACGAACAACAAGAAGGUGUUUGACACUCUACCUGAAGAAGUUAGUGGGGAAAGUUUAUAGAAACAGCUAAGUGAUUUUGGUGCAGAAAGGAUGCCAUAUGUAGGUGGACAUGAAAAUAUUCGAGUCGACGCUGUUGGAGAACUACACAAUUGACACAAAAGAGUAUUUUCUGGAGAACUACACAAUCAUCUGUGGACAUGAAAAUAUUCGAGUCGACGCUGUUGGAGAACUACACAAUCAUCUGUUACGACAUAAUUUAGAUGUCGUGCAUAUUGAAAAGAACUUUUUCGACAAUUUGAUGAACACAAUCCUAAACAUCCAAGGUAAAACGAAUGAUAUUUUGAAGUCAAAACUGGAUUUAGUCGAUAUUUGUGCUCGUUCUGAACUUCACGUUGAUGAGAACGGUAUGGCUCCUUUUCCCAUAUACCGACUGGAUGGGAAAUGCAAAUAAAGUGGAGUUCUUUGAUUGAAUUACAAAUAAAGUGGCAUUUACAGACGGUUAUGCUUCAAAUUUGACUAACUGCGUGGAUAAAAGCGAAGGAAAGUUUACUGACUUGAAUAGUAACGAUUGUCAUGUAAUGAUGCAGCACGUCCUUCUGUUUGCUUUUUCAUAAGAUGUUGUUGUGCACUCGUCGAUUUAUCCGAGUUUAUAGAUGAUGUUGUGCACUCGGAGUCGGAGGAUGAGGUUGGAGAAUUUGACGAAGAUUCUAAAGAUUCUACAGAUUCUGAGUUGAUUUGUGUUAUUGGAGUUAUUUUUUAUAAGUUAUUGGAGUUAUAUGUGUUAUUAGAGUUGUUUUUAUAAGUUAUUGGAGUUAUGUGAGUUAUUGGUGUUGUUUUUUUAUAAGUUAUUGGAGUUAUGUGAGUUAUUGGAGUUAUAAAAGUUUUAUGUAAUUUGUAUAAUAUCGAGCUAAACAAAUAUUUUUAGUUAAUCUUCUUAAAAACCAUCUGUUUAUUAUAAAAGUUUUGUCUCAGAGCAAUAUAUUGAUAUUUUGAAACCCUAUACACUCUUUCGUCAAAAUUCUGUAGGAAAAGGACGAUGAAAUGAAAGCUUCAUUGGUAUUUCGGUCGGAAAUUUUCGACGAAACUCGAGACGUCGUCGGAAUUCCAGACGAAAUAUAGUUUUAACUACAAAUAAUUCAUAUAAAAUAUAAAAAUGGAUACAAAAAUACCAACUAACACGUAUUAAGUGUGUAUUAUAAUGUUCACAACGGUUAAAGUUUUUCAAUUUUAAAUACUCUAUAUGUAUAUAUAUCCGCUUAUUCAUAACAUUUUUCAUUAACACUUAUAUACUUAAACAACAAACAUAUUCCAAAAUCUAAUCAUACAUAUUUAAUUUGUAUAAUAUCGAAUUAAAAAAAUAUUUUUUAGUUAAUCUUCUUAAAACCAUCUGUUACUAGAAGAGUUUGGUAUUAAAGCAUUAUAUUUAUGUUUUGAAACCCUAUACACUCUUUCGUCGGAAAUCUGUUGGAAAAAAGCGAGGAAAGGAGAACAACGUCAGUAUUCGGUCGGAAACUUCCGAUGGAUAGUCCGACGAAAUAAUAUUCUUCCUCGUUACGUUGUUUGUACACGUUUCCUAGACUUUCCUACGAAUUACCGACGGCAAUUGACCGACAUAACCUUUUUCAUCAGAAUUCGGUCGGAAAUUUUUACUUUCCGCAAACUAUUUUGCGGAAUUUUAUUUUGUUAACCGCAUAUAAAUAAAUACCGACAGAAUUUCGACGAAAUAUAACCGACAAACACAUAUUCGUCGGAAUUUGGUCGGCUGCGUUUUAAAGACAUAACCCGACACUUCUUCUUCUUCCUCAUUUCCGUGGAUCAACUCAACUCACUUAUCUCCCGGUGAUUCAUCCUUCACCCACCGCGAAUCUCUCUCCCUCCGACAAAUCCCUCUUUCAAAUCCCGUUCCACAACCAUGUAAGUCAUCUAAACCCUCUUUCAAACUCAAUUUUAAUAGUUUUUGAUGUUAGAUUUAGAGGUUUUAUAUAUAAUUGAAUGUGAAUAGUUAGGAUUGAAUGGAUAAUUAUAGCAAUUAACAUGUUAGAUUUUGUGGUUUAUAUGUAGAUUUUAGGUUUUGCAUGUUAGAUUUGUAGAUUUUAGGAAUUGUAUGUAUAUUUUGUGAAAUUUAUGUGUUAAUUAUAUUUUAUAAAACGUUUUAUAUAUAUACUGUUUGAUAUAUUUAUAUAAACUAUUAAAUUUUAAAAAUUAUAAAAAUGACUCUUCAAAUGAUUUAUAGAAUUUGUGGUUUAUAUGUAUAUUUUUGGAAAUUUUUAUGUUUAUUAUAUUUUAUAAAAAGUUUUAAUAGUUUAAUAUAUAAUACUAAAACCGUUUAUUGUAUAUAUAUAUAUAUAUAAUUUAUUAAAAAUUUAUUUUAUACAAGCUUACUAUAAACUAAAUAAAUGAAUAUUCCUUUCUAAUCGUUAUUUUUUCGUAUAAAUGAUCUUCAAAAAUGUUAAUUUUUUCGUAGGUCUGAGGAUGGUGGUAGUAGACCAUUACAUCGUUCUGCAUUCCGAGAUUGGAUUCUUUCGGGGAGUCAUUCCUAGACUUCGGGCUCGUCGCAUGAGCAAAACUCAGUCCCGUUUGUUCUUCCUCCAGUCCCUCCUCCAUUUGUUCCACCGCCUGAUCCCGCUGCUCCAUAUGAUCAUGGUACCAUGCCGGUUGAGCUUCUUGUUCUCCAACCCAGUCGAGAGCAUCUCUGUGUGCUCCAUACGUAUCCACAAGGAUACACAACUUGGUAAAGUUUUCUCUCCUUUUUUUUUAAUUUUUAGUUUAAUUUUUAUUUUAUUUUAUUUUAUUUCUAACAAAAUCUUUGUUUUUUUUUAAAGUUCACAAGUCGAAGAAUGGCAUUAGCAGGUGCAUUAACCAGAUGAUGUAUUCCAUGCUCUGCAAGGGAUAUUCGACCUACAGUGUGAUGCCUAGCGAAGAGUGCCAUUUAUCCGUAACUUUGCGAUAAUUUCUAAAUUCUAAUAUUUUUAUUUUGGGCUUUAAUUUUUUAAUAUAUAUUAUCUUAUUUCAUUUUUUGGUAGCAACAUUUCAAUUGGAAGUCAGGCCUCACGGAAACUGUCCGUCAAGCCUUCCAUGAAAAACGGCAGACACUUAUACGAAGCAAAUAUAUGGGUGGAAGCAGCUAUGGCUCAAGGGGAAGACACCAAAAUACAUCAACCCAACGGUUUGGCUAGAGUUGCGGCAGCAUUGGAUGGACCAGGAGACUAUAGACAAAUCAAUCAAAAACUCAGCCAACCGCAAGAGCGAUCGUGGCGGGAGGUGUUUAUGUCCAUAACCUCGGUGCUUGCAGUAUGUCUUUUAAGGAAGAUGAACUUGUAAGUUCUAUAUAUAUAUAUAUAUAUAUAUAUAUAUAUAUAUAUAUUAUUUUAUUAAUAUUGUACUUAGGUUGAAGCAAAUGCGGGUAAUCCCGUUGAUCAUCUCGAUAACAUGAAAGAGGCGUACACUAACAAGAAGACGGGGGAAAUUCAGAAUCUCAUCAUCAAAGAAGUCAUAGACUUUGUGCAAACCCAAAAAGAAGCAUUACUUGCUUCUCAAUGUAUCUCAGAUGACGAUUCCUCUGCAGCAUCCACGAACAAAACCCAAGCUUGAAUGAACCAAAUGGUGGAACAUGUAAAAUUUAUUUUACCAUUGCAUUACUAUAUUAAGUUUAUUAUUAAUAUAUAUAUAUAUAUAUAUAUAUAUAUAUAUAUAUAUUUAUAGGCGGUUCCGAAGAAGAAAGGCCGUUUGGUUGGUUUGGCUUGGCGUCUCUCUUCUUGUCCUUCCUCUUCACAAGCUCCGUUUGCUCCUCCUGAUCCUAUGAUAAUAGAGCAGCUACAGAACAAAUAUGAUCGGAUUGUGGCACCGGAGACGCCGAACGCCACAAUUCUUACUGAAUUAGCAGGUCAAAAAAAGACAAAGGAGAUAAUGAAAAAGAUGAAGCGUUUGUUUCCUGCUGAAUUUUCUUAGUUUCUUUUUCUAUUUUAAAAACUUUUAAAUGUUAUUUUUAAUUAUGUAAAACUUUUAAAAGUUGUUUUUAAUUAUGUAAAACUUUUUUCUAUAAUAUUUAUUUUAAAUCCAGUUCUUUAGAUUUUUAUUUUAACAAAACAAAGAUUUUAUUAAAUACAAUUUAUAAAAAAAAAAUUAAAUAAAAAAGACCGACGAAACAUAUUUCGUCGGAAAUUUGUCGGAUAUUGCCAACCGAAUUGUGGUCGGAUGUUUCCGAUGGAAUAUUCCGACGAAACUCUGUCGUCAAAAACUUCCGAGAGAUAUAUUUCAUCGGAAAUGUUUUUCGAUGAUCACUGUGGUCGGAAUGUUUCCGACAAAUUUCCGAUGAAGUAUAUACCGACGGAACGAAUCGUCGCUUUUCCGUCGGAAAUAUAGCAGUCAGUUUCUCUCGGAUUUUCAUCGGAAUUUGCCAUGAAUUUUCGACGAACUUUUUUUUUCCGACAAGAUCAUUCCAACGACUUGUUUCGUCGGAAUUCACUUGAUUUUUUUGUAGUGAUAGUUUAUAUUUGUAUGACCGUAUCGAUAUAUUAUGUGAAAAUUACUUUUAAACUGAGUCGUUUAACUCUUCAAAAUCCACCAACUAGUAUACUACCACUGUAUUAGUUAAAAUCGGACAAAAAAAUGAUACACGUUAAAAAAAAAUAUCCUACAUGCCAAUAUUGUUGGACGAAGCUCUACACAACUCAUUGGAAUAGCAAAUUCUAUCGCGAAUACAUGAAAACGAAAGCUUUGAGUAUCUAUACUAUUAAAAGGGAAUCACUCCUAAAAAAUCUACUUAAACAAGAUUGUUGGACCAUUUCAUUAGACUUAACUAUUUAUUUGGUUUUAACUUAUAUUUCUAUAACUAUUUAAAUACUUUACAUAAAUUAAAUGAAUUCAUUUAUUAUUUUCUCAUAAUCUAUUAUAUAAUUGCUCUAACAAUAAAUCCAUAUGAAUAUAUGAUAGAUUAUUCAAAUGUGAUCAUUACCACAUAUAAUUCUAUUAAUAGUAUAAACUUUUAAUGGUUUAGUUAUGUUUAAUAGGUAUAUAAUUUGUGUUUUAAAAUUUUAAGUACUCAUUUGGUCCUUACUUUGGUUUAUAUUUUUUCUAUGCUCGAUUAUUUAUGAAAUUCAGCUUAAUUUUGAGUUUUUUUCUCAGUUUGGUACGGUUCAGUGUACUCGGGUAAAUGUACUCAAACCUAUACAUUAUCUCUUAUAUAAGAAGAAUUUAUUUAAUUUCAAAAAUAAACCCGCGCUUUCUAAGCGCGGGUCAAAAUCUAGUAAUACUUUUUAACCAUUUUGAUUAGAAACGAGUUGUGGUCCAAAUUCAAGAAUUUUGUACGCUAAGAAUUUUGUGGUUGACAAAAAAAAAAAGCUAUUGAUUCGUUUGACCAUGUCACAUGUUAGGCACAACCAACUGAAACAUCCUUAGAUCUCCAAAUUUUUAAAAGCUACUAGUAUAUAAGAAAAUAGAACUUUAAUCAGUUAAAAAAAUAUUCAGUUCAUACUAUAUUCUAUAUUCUGUAUGGUCCUCGAAAUUUGGUCAGGCCAUGUUUACUACUUAUUAUAACCAUAUCUGAUCUAUUAAUUUAUGGACUUAUUUGCCAAAUAACCCAAAAAAAUUAAAAAUUAGAUUUUGAGAGAGAGAGUAGAGAAAGAUAAGAAGAGAAAGUAGGAGAGAGAGGGGAAUUUUGUUUAGUUAGUGUAUUUAAGUUUUUUUCAUGUGUAUAGGGUGCAAUUUCCCUUAAUUUAUGAUCAUAUUCUUAUCUACUUACAAAUAGUUUGGUUCAUUACAUUUAACUAUCUUCCUAUUAUUUCCAUUUAUACCUAACUUAAUUAUUAUUAAAUAACCUAAAAUUAAGGAACUAAAUAACUAAUCUAUUUUUUAAUAAUGAAUUCAAUUUAUGUUAACACUACUUUUAAGCAAAUAAUCAAUUAUAUUAUAUUUAUUAAUAUAAAAUAAUUAUAUAUGCUUACUUAUUCAUAUAUACAAUUGUACUUUAAUUCAAAUGCAAAAAAAAAAAAAAUUCCCUAAAACCCUCACCAAAUACAUAAUAAUAUAAUUUUUAUACAUAAAGUUUUAAAAUUAGAUAUGUUGGAACAUGUUAUCAUUGAUAUAUUUUACGAGUAGUUUUACGGGUAAUUCCAACACAUAUAAAAUAUUUAUCAAAUAUAAAUAUAAUUGAACAAAACAUAAAACAUAGUUAAAGUUAUGCUUGAGCGCAGUUACCCGUUGCGAUAUGGAUUGGGUUUUUGGAAUUUUGAUUCUAAUUUAUUUCAUAUCUUAGGUCUCAUUCUGUUAAAUUUGUAAGUACAAAACAAGUUCGGAUAUAACACAUAGGUUUUACUUCUAAAUUGUAUCUCAUCUAAAAUCCAUAAAGUAACAAUAUAUUGUUCCGAUUUAGGUUUUAUGGAUUAGGAUAUAUCUGAAGUUAAAACCAAAACUGAAAAGCAAGACUUAAGAAAUAGGAUUGGAUAUUUAAGGUACUAAUUGAAGAUUUAAAUACAUAUUUUUAUAUAUAAUUUCUAAAUAAAUAUAGAAUUGAAUAUUUGAAGUACAUAUUUAUGUUUCAUAUAUUUCUAUUUGCGAUUGCUUUAGAAUUUUGGUCGGUUUUUGGAUUUUUUUUUGGGAUUUUUUUUGUUUUUCGGGUUUUCCGUUCGGGUUCGGCUAAUAAUAUUUUGGCUCCGGAUAAUUAAUGUACCACACUAUAAAACAUAUUAUGGGAUUUCUUAUAUUUCAGAUUGGGUACUGAUAAUGUUUUUUUGGUUAGACUUUGGGUUACAAAUUUUAUGUCUAGACCUAUUUUAAAUGAAGAGAAAAUGAGAUUAUAUAAAAAAUUUACCAGAAAUUUUAGUGCAGAUAAAAAUCUAGUUUAUUUAAUUAAACAAAAACAUUGGUUUUGUAUUUAUAUACGUAUUGGGCCAAGACCCGAAACUGGGACUAGUUAGACUUAUAUAUUUUACAUUAAUAAGUAAUGUCCUAUAUUGGGCCUGUGAAUUGGAUUUCAACAAACGCAAUUUCUCUUAUUUUUGUUCAAGAACAAAAAAUAUUUUCAUCGGGAAUAUAAUCUUUGCAAUAUGUGGCAGUGAUACUUGAGAGAUUAGACUAUUUUGUUUGUCAACUUGUAUUUUAAAUAGAUGAAACGUCCAUCUUUUUUCUCAUCAAUAAUAAUAACUUUAAAGAGUGAUAAAUCUAAAAGCUAAAAAGGUUAAAAGAGAUGAGAUGAUAAGAUUAUUUGAGAUGCCUCCAUGAUUUUUGAGUUCACUAGUGAUUUUAUGUAUUUUCUACACGAACAUCUAUAUUUUUGGUACAUCGGUUUAUAUAAUUGUAAUAUAAGCAUAUAUGUAAGUAAAAAAUAAUAUGCUCAUAUACUUAAUGAAAUUAAUCUAGUAUAUAUGGAAUAUGUACAUAUAUGAUUUUGAAGAAAAAAUCAACUAUGUAUAUGGUAUUAAAAGCAUAUAUGAUUUUUUCUAAGUACAUAAAUGUUUUAACAGUGAAGAAAAAAUCUUAUACUCCCUCCGUUUCUUAAUGAUAGAUGUUUUGAUGUUUACACACAUAUUAAGAAAACACAUUAAUCAUGCAUCAUUUUUUUAAUUAUCAAAUUUUAAUGUGUUUUAACCAAUAGUCUUUCAAUAAAUCUAAUUAAUUUUAUUAAAAUUUGUAAUUUUUGUAUAGAAAACAUAAAAAUUUAUUUUUUUGAAACAAUUUUUUUUAAAAACUUUUAUCUUAAUAAAACGGAAGGAGUAAUAUUUAACAAUGGAAUUUGAGAUAAAAUACAUAAAUUUAUACAACUUUUUGUUGUAGUUUGUUCCACCGUUGCUUGUAUGACCUUUCAGUGGGUUAAGAAGUUCACUUAUCAUAUUUAACAAAGCAGACAAUCGAGGAGGUCUUUAAUCAAUUUCCAUAUCAGGCUUAAAAACAAAAACUAGAAAGAAAAAAUAAAGUAAAAUUUCAUGACAAGCAAGUCUUAAUCUACUUGAUUGAUUUUUUCAUCAAGCAUAAUUAAUCAUGGCCAUUAACCUGAACCCUAUCUCCAACGAAUAUUUAUGUAUGAUUUACGUCAAGUUGUAUGUAUUAAACAUAAUUCUAUUAUGAGAAGAUAUAUGUACAAAAACCUCACAUGUGAAAUACAGUAAUAUAAAAUCGUAUCAGUAAGAACUUAGCUAAUAAUUUUGUUUACAUAUGUCAAACAAUAAAAACUAGACUGUUUUGAAAUUUGUGUUAAAAUUUUAAUUGAAUUGGUCAUGCUUAUAUUACUUGUAUGUAAUACAACAUCGUGUUACAUAUUUUUUUUUCUUUUGCAUUUUCAUCUUUUAUACAAAGACACAUGAGAUCGUUUAAGCUAUAUAUACAUAUUUAUUACUUUUAAAAUAUCAAUUACAAAUAUUUUUUUAACAAAUCAUGAAUCACUCAGUGAUCACUACAUCAAUAGAACGUAUGGUGCGUGUGGUGUUGGAUGAUAUAAAGAACUUAAAUCUCUCAUAUUUGAGAUUCCGAAGCAAGUGUUUCUCAUUACUCAAAUAAUUAUAUAAAUUAUUUUCUAUUUUUAGAUCUUGUCAUUAUUGAAAUUUAAUAUAAUUUAUCAUUGUGAAUAUGCAAGUAAAUAAAAGAGAAAAUUUCAAACAUUAAAACAAACCGUUAGACAAAUAUUAUUUUAUAGAUUUUUUUCUACGAUUCUGUAAAUGGAUAACUAUAAAAUUCUAUACAUCUGUAAAGAUCUUGUAUAUGAUUUUGAACUGUUUUCGACUAAGAUAUCAAAUAUUCUAAAUACAUAUAAUUUUUAUUUAUAUUGAGUAAAAGUAUAAACCAAUUAAUUGCAGUUAAUCAUGGACACACAUACAAGAGAAUGCAUCUAAAAAUAAUAAUUAAAAAGGGUCAUGCAAAAUGAGCACUUGCAAAUCCGUUUUGUAUUUUAUAAAUAUAAAACAAAAGACAAUUGUAGUUUUUCUUGGUGUCAUAGGAGUCAUGUGUUCUCUCUAAUACAAUUCUUAACUAAUUAAUAUGAAUAACGAGUGUAUAUAUAUAUAAUAUAAAUUCAGAUAAACUAUUUUGUAAGAUGAACAAAUUACAAAAUCUAACAACAACUACAUCUCAUAGGCUAGAAUAUUAUAUUAUGUAUGACAUUGUGUUGGCUGGCUCGGUUAUGAUGAUAUCAAGACAUCACAUAUGGACUGUUGUAAUCACAAGACAAAACUACAUCUCGUAGGCUAGAAUAUUAUAUUAAUGAUCGUGAAACAAAUAUAAGACAUAUGUAAUUUCAAUACCAAACUGCAUAUAUGUUUUUUGAAAAAGUUUUUUUCUUCGAAAAAGGCAAACUGCAUAUAUGUUUAAUAUAGUAAGUGAAACUACUGGCAAACGGCCAGCUAAGACGCGUGAAAUCAAAUAUCAAAAUGAUUUUUAGCUAGGUAAAAUAAUGUCAAAAUGUUUGAUAAUCUUCCUAUGUUUUGGCUUACAAAUGACCGUGGUUUUUUUUUUUUGGUCAAACAAUAAUUUCAUUACUUAAAAGAGGAUAGUUUAUCCUUCAACACAAGGAGAAACCUCAGCCAUAACGAGAGCUAACUUUGCCACACAGUCGGUAUCAGUGUUUUGCAAACGAAGAACAAAGAGAAACACAAUAAAGUCAAGUACAUAACUAAAAUAAGAAAUAUCAAACAACAUCCCAAAUAGGGCUGGUCUUGAAGUCUUGGUUUUCAACAUGCAGAUGAGGACUUUUGAGUCAUAUAGCACCGUGAGAGAUCGAAGGUUUGACGAGGCAGCCUUCAUGACUGCGGAACAUACCGCAAUGGCUUCCUCCAUUAACGCUGAGGAGAUAGAGCGUUGAUGGAAGCUGAUGUCCAGGGGAGGCGGAGAGACGUUCUUGAAAAUGCUCGCCACCCCAAAGGUACCUGUGGUAUGAUUCCAAGCCGCAUCGACGAAACAGAGUGCUCCCGAUAGAGCUCGAAUCUGGGGAGUGAACAAGUGUGAGGGGUGUGUAGGUCGUACGUGUGGUACGUGCUCGUUGGUUUGAGCUGCUUGUCACCCCUUUGCGUCUGUGAUUGAUUUGAUCACCACAUCUUGAGCUGAGAAAGAUCUGUCAUCAAAGCAUAAUUUGUUACGGGAUUUCCAGAGAUUCCAUAGCAGCCAAGGCCAUAGCGGCACAAAAAGACCCACAGAGGGUAAAGUAAUCAUCCUCGUAUUGAGGAUGAGGAGUUGAGCAAUCAAAGGAACUGUAGCCUCUGGUUGCCAAGUUAACGGACUGCGCUCCCACACUUCAAGCGCAAACGGGCAUGUCAUGAGUACAUGAAUAUCAUCUUCGAUUCCUCCACACCGUUUACACGCAAAGGGGGGAACGCCAUGGCUGGCCAAGUUAGAGCUGACUGAGAUUGCUUUCUUUAUAACUUUUCAGAGAAAGUCAUUGAUCUUCGGGGACGUUUGGAGGUUACAUAUGUGCUUUAGACAGUCGAAAGUUGCCGGUAGCUGGGUAGGUCUAGGCUCAGUGUAGCAUGCUAGCUCGUAACCUGUUUUGGUUGUAUACUCUCCUGUAACAUCUGGAAGCCAAACGAGAGAGUCAGCCACAUGGGGCGAGCUAGUGAUAAGCUUUUGGAUAAUUCCCUCAUACUGAGGUAGGUGAGCUUGGAUGCAGCCAGAGUCCCAUGUAUUCGAGAUGGGGCAUAGCAGGUCACAGACCUUAAGCGUGGUGGCGUUUUGGGUAGGAGGGCCGACGGGGACCUCCGGUGUGAGACAUGAGAGCCAUGGGUCCUGACACACUUUAAUACUCUCCCCUUUUCUCACAACCCAAGUCAGUCCCUUUUUUAGAAGGUCUCGACCGAUAAGGAUGCUACGCCAUCCAUGUGAUGCCACCGAAGGAAGUUCGCAGUCGAGGGAGCAUGAGUUUUUUUGCGUACUUUCCUAAGAGGACCUAGGCAACUAGUGAGUUCGGUUCUCUUAUAAGCCUCCACCCAAUCUUAGCUAGUAGGGCGUCAUUAAAGUUCUCGAUGACUCUAAAACCUAAUCCGCCAGCAUACUUCGGUUUUGUUAGAGUUGACCAAGCAUCCCAACACAUUUUUCUUUUCUCCGGGUUAGCAUCCCACCAGAAUCGAGUUUGAAGGGAGGCCUAGAGUUUGAAGCACAACAUAGCAUAGUUCGGCAUGGCUGCCAAGACUGCCGUGAGGAGCACUUGCUUUCCAGCUCCAGAGAGAAAGCGUGUCGUCCAAAUAUUAAUUUUCUGUCUGAUCAUGUCCAGUAUUGACGCAAAGACAUCUCUUUUCUUCAGACCGAAUAACUCGGGAAGGCCAAGGUAUUUUCCUAAAUCCCCUUCAGUGUCGAUGUGCAGUUCUGUUUUGACUCGAGAUUUAACCUCCGAAGGAGUUCGAGCCGAGAAAGUCACUGAUGAUUUCUGGAAGUUCACUAGCUGGCCGGAAACUGCUUCAUAGGUCUUGAGGAUUUGCGUCAGCGUCGCCACAGUCGUAACACUUGAUCUACAGAAGAACAUCGUGUCAUCCGUAAACAAUAGCUGGUUGAUAUGAGGACACCUAGUUUGGUUUAGAUAUUUGUGUAGAUGGCAAAAAAAUAUUAAUGUAUCACAUAAUGAAAGCUAUGGUUACAAAAGUUCACAUAUUGGAUCGUUUGAAAGUAGGUCGUUUUUUCUGCAUAAAAAUUUUCUUAAUGAGGAAAAUUUGAAAUACAGUAUAAAGUUUGAAGUUAGGUUUACCAUUAUUAGAUACCAAAUACCUUGUACCCGAGUGAAAUUUACCAACCUACAUAUAUUAUUGUUAAAUAAUAUGCAUCGUUUGUUCGAAUCUCCCUAGCAUCUCACUUAUUAUAAGGGUCUAUAUUAACUUGGGCCUUGGAGAGAUUAAUUAUAAGGUUGAAAUAAUUGAUAAAAAAAAUUGUCUAGAUUCGUAAGUUUCCAACUCAGAUUUAAUUUCUAGAUACAAUAUCCUGUUGUCAUUUAUAUAUUAAGUGUUGGUACUUUCUUACAUCUACAUUCAAAAUGGAUUUAUAUUUUUGAUUGAUAACUACAUCUUAUAUCACAGUCUUAUUUUUUUUUAUCAACUAUAUCACAGUCUUAUAUCACAGUCUUAUACUAUCGUAGAUUUCAAAUUCAAAAUUAACUAAUACUAAACUAAUUUUUCUGUGUAUUAUAAAUUAAUUUAGAUCUUCUCUUAUUAGAUGAAAAAUAUUUGAUUCAGAUUAAAUAUUUUUAUAACUAUGGGUUCGAGAUGUGCCAAAUUAUCGGGAUCAGUUGGUAUUUGUGUGGUUGUGUUGAGAUUGUGAAAGUUAGAAAAGAAAAAUUAGUGUGCAACCAUGUAAAGCACUAGAAAUCUCUGUGAAUGCAAAUAGGAUGUCUCUUGACUAUCGAACUGAUGGAUGUGACUAUGAAAUGAUGUAAUUCAAUUGACUAAUUAGAGGCAAGCAUUCAUUUGAGUUGGUACAACGUGUGUAAAAUAUGGUCCACAUUUCUCGUUUCUUUAUUAUUUUAUUUUUUUGAAACUGUUGUUUCUUUAUUUUUUUUCCCUUUUUCGAAAACGAAGUGCUCCAAAACGAAAAUGUCUGAGAGACAAUUUGUAUGAGUAUAUAAUAAAUCAAUACCACCAAAAUUUAAUGUUAUUGUUUAAUUAUUUGUAACUAUAAAAACAAUUUAAAAUGUAUCAAGUAUAAACUUUUAGCAAAAAAAAAUUAAAACUAAAAAUAGAUCUUUUUUAGCAAAAAAAAUUUUAAAAAUAUUUACAUGAACAUGUGGAUAAUAAAUAGGAAUAGUAAUAUUUUGUUCAUUUUAUAACUAGGUGUUUUGUCCGCAUUUGCGGACAUAAUAUUUUUUAAGAAAAUUAUAAAUAGAUAUAUUAACAAUUCAAAAACCAUUAUAAUAAAUUAUUUAUAUGCUUUUGAAAAUUUUAAUAAUUAACUAAAUAUUAAUUUAAUUAUACAAUAACUUUUUAUAUUUUAAUAAAAUAUAUUUUAUUACAUAAAAUAAAUUUGAAAACAUUCAUAUAUACAUAAAAUUAUAUACAUAGAAUUAUAUUUAUUUUAAAAAUAUUAUGAUGUAAAAUAUUUUUGAUAAGAUAAUAAUAUAGAAUCCUUUUAGAUAAUCUUAUAGAUAAUGUUGAGAGUCAAAUUAAUAAUAAUUAAAAACAAUUAUGGGUAAUUAUAUAUUAACAAAUAUAAUAUAAUUAUUUAUUAAAAACAAUUAUGGGUAAAGACUUAAACAUUCUAAAUUUUAAUGUGAGUGUGAAAAAACUUUUUCGAAAAUAAUAGUAUAAACAAUUUUGAAUUCUUUGCCAACAUUUUCAGAAAUUAUCACAAUGAGUGAUUUUGAUUGUCUUAAGAAAUUUAUCUUGAAAAAUAGAUGAUUCCUUCUAUCUUAAGUGAUUGAUAUAUAUAUAUAUAUAUAUAUAUAUAUAUAUAUAUUAAAAUUUAAUCGGUUUAAUAUUACUAAACCAAAUACAAUAUAAACAUAUAUGUAGUAUUUAAUAUUACUAAAGUAAGUGUAAUAUAAGUUUACCUAUGAUAUUAUAUUUAGAAUAUUUUAAUUAAUUAUUCUCAAGAUAAUGAUAAAUUAUCUGCUAAAUCACUAAAUUAUUUAUUAAUAUUAAUAAUAUUUUAAUAUUAAUAAUUAAAUAUAAAAUAUGACUAAACCUAAAAUUAAUCAAAUUCAAUUUUCAAAUAAUAAUAUAGAUAUGAGAAUAUAUAUUACGAAUAUAUAUAGUACUCUGACGGAUUCUUUUCAGAAUUUGUUUUCUUUUUGGUCAAACCUAACGUCACCUUAUAAUUGAACUUGUCAAUAUAAAUAAGAAUUACAUUAAAUUCAGUUGAUAUAUGUCAAUUAGAACAUAAAGGAACAUACAGAGAUGCAGAUCACCCGGUUUGGUUUACAGAAUCAGUAUGAGUCUGUAUUGUUGAUGACAAAAAAAAAAAGAAUAUAAAAGAAAGGUAAACUAGAACAUUCAUCUUUUUUUUACGUUUAAUCUCAUUCAUUUCAAUAUAGAGUCCAUGACCAAAAUGGUCGUACAUAGAUGCAUAAACCAAGUACUGCAAACAUACACCAGUACAAAGAAGGAAAAACAGUAGCUAAUAAAGACAUAUCGAUGCCAGUAGGCACCAAAGUAAUAAACCUGAUACCAGUAGGCACCAAAGUAAUAAACCUUGAACCGUCAAGGUAUAAAAACCAGCUGAAAU
This is a messenger RNA of Brassica rapa (field mustard), 18521 nucleotides long. Its product is annotated as NAC domain-containing protein 55-like. The record is from RefSeq and is a predicted model, not a curated record. NCBI's taxonomy places the organism in Eukaryota, Viridiplantae, Streptophyta, Magnoliopsida, Brassicales, Brassicaceae. Gene Ontology annotation, molecular function: DNA binding. Gene Ontology annotation, biological process: regulation of DNA-templated transcription.